This is a messenger RNA of Aspergillus wentii DTO 134E9, 1549 nucleotides long. RefSeq lists its product as uncharacterized. Gene Ontology annotation, cellular component: vacuolar membrane. Lineage: Eukaryota; Fungi; Ascomycota; Eurotiomycetes; Eurotiales; Aspergillaceae. Gene Ontology annotation, molecular function: amino acid transmembrane transporter activity. The transcript is spliced from 4 exons. Bases 1 to 1389 code for a protein of 462 amino acids. Gene Ontology annotation, biological process: amino acid transmembrane transport. The record is from RefSeq and is a predicted model, not a curated record.
AUGAACGUUUCCGAAACAACCAAGCCCCAAGACGACGUCGACAAGAAGGACACUGCCCCUUUAGACACAACCCAGGAUGCAGUGUUUGGAGAGAUCACGGAGGAUGGACCUAACUAUCGCAACGUGGGCUUUAUAGGCACCGUCAUCCUCAUGAUGAAGACUCAGAUAGGCCUGGGUGUUCUCUCCGUCCCAGCUUCCUUUGAUACCCUUGGAAUCAUCCCAGGAGUGAUCUGUCUUUGUGCUGUCGCCUGCAUCACCACCUGGUCCGGGUAUAUCAUCGGUGUCUUUAAGCUUCACCAUCGCGCCGUGUAUGGCAUUGACGAUGCCGGGGAGUUGAUAUUUGGCCGACUUGGUCGUGGCCUGUUGGCCGUGGCAUUCUGUUUGUAUUGGAUAUUCGUCUCUGGCUCUGGGAUACUGGGCAUCUCCAUCGGGCUGAAUGCAGUGUCUACCCAUGGUGCCUGUACUGCGAUAUAUGCUGUCGUUGCGGCCAUCCUUGGAUUUGCCGGUAGCAGUAUCCAGACUCUUGGGCGAGUGACCUGGCUGGCGUGGAUUGGGCUGCCGUGUAUUCUCACUGCCAUUCUCAUCGUCACCGUUGCUGUCGGUAUUGAAGACCGUCCAGCUGCAGCACCGCAAACCACAUCGCCAUUUGUGUCUGACUAUAAACUCGUCGGCAAUCCAUCCUUCACAGAAGCCAUCACCGCUGUAUCAGCACUCGUCUUUGCCUUUUCAGGCACCCCGGGCUUCUUCUCCAUCGUCUCGGAAAUGCGAGACCCGCGCCAUUACGCCAAAGCCGUUCUCAUCUGCCAGUCUGCCGUCACGGCCAUCUACACGGUCAUUGGCAUUGUGGUCUACUAUUACUGCGGAUCUUACGUUUCCUCCCCAGCGCUUGGCUCAGCAGGCGGAACCGUCAAGAUAAUCUGCUACGGCUUCGCACUACCCGGAUUGAUCGUGACGACAGUCAUCGUGACUCACAUACCAGCAAAAUACAUCUUCAUCCACCUCCUCCACGGCUCCGCCCACCUAACCAACAACACCCCGACGCACUGGAUUGUCUGGCUCAGCUGUACAUUCGGCAUCACCGUGAUCGCGUAUAUCAUCGCCAGCGCGAUUCCCGUUUUCGACGGUCUGGUUUCGCUCAUCGGUGCGCUGCUCGGCACCCUCAUGUGUUUCCAACCCAUGGGCUGCAUGUGGCUAUACGAUAACUGGGGCCGCAGCGACAGAUCCAAACGGUGGGCGUUGAUGGUCUGCUGGAGUGGGUUUGUUAUCGCGUCCGGCUCGUUUCUGAUGGUUGCCGGGACGUAUGGGUCUGUGGUGGGUGUGAUUGACAGUUACAGGGUGUCGGGGGGUUCGGCUGCGUUUUCGUGUGCUGAUAAUUCGAAUUCUGUGUGAAGAAUCUUACGAUGAGGAAGGUCUGAUAUGUAUGCACAAUGUAUUCUUGAUAUCAACAAUAGUACCCAUACCCAUACCCAUAUACACAAGUCGCUACUAAAAUACAAAACACCCCGCUAAUAAUCAAACAUCAUAAUAUCACAGUCGGCAGAAGAGCAUC